CCCAAGUCCGCCACCCUCGCCAUGCUACCCCGGCCCCUCUUCUGGGCCAUCGGGCUCAUCCUCCUCAGCGGCGCCCUCGCAAAGACGUACUACUCGGUCCUGGGCAUCGACCGGAGCGCCGAGGAGAGCGACAUCAAGCGGGCGUACAGGAAACUGUCGAAAAAGUUCCACCCAGACAUCAACCCCGACGAGAGCGCACACGAGAAGUUUAUCGAGGUGGCUAGGGCGUACGAGGUGCUGUCAGAUAGCGAGCUCCGAUCCAUCUACGACCGGGGCGGCGAGGCCGGACUGAAGCGGCACGAGGAGCGCAAGAACGCGCCCAACGACCCGUUCGCGCAGUUCUUUGGCGGCGGAGGCCGCCAGGAGCCCCCUAGAGGCCCCUCGGUGCUUACCAACCUCGAUGUCCCCCUCGCCGACAUGUACACUGGCCGCACGGUCGAGUUCACCAUCCCGCGCCGCGUCAUCUGUACGAGCUGUCACGGAAGCGGCGCGCACUCGCCCGCCGAUGUGCAGCAGUGCAGCGGGUGCGGAGGGCAGGGUGUCGUCGUGCAGAAGCACCAGGUGUUCCCCGGCAUGUUUACCAAUGUCCAGAUGACAUGCCCUCACUGUAACGGAAAAGGCGAGCGGAUCACGCGCCACUGCGGCAAGUGCAACGGCGAGCGGACGAUCCAGGCGCAGAACACGCUCGCGGUGCACGUCCCGGCCGGCGCGCCAGAGGGCUACGAGGAGGUGUUUAGCGGCGAGGCCGACCAGAGCCCCGACUACGACGCGGGCGACGUGAUCGUGCGCGUGCGGAGCCAACCCAAGAGCAACAAGGGCUGGACGCGCAAGGAGUCUGGGCUGGUGGGACGUGUAACGCUGAGCGUGGCCGAGGCACUGCUUGGAUUCGAGCGCAACCUCACUUCCCUCGACGGACGGGUCAUCUCCCUCGGCCGCGGAGGCACCACGCAGCCCGGCGAGGUCGAGGUCAUCGAGGGCGAGGGGAUGCCAUCAUACCACGACAUUCCCCAGGGCGACAUGUACAUCGAGUACUCUGUCGUGUUCCCCACGGCCGUGUCGGACGGGACGCGUAAAAAACUCGUCGACGUGUUUGGCGGUAGUAUUGCUCGGGACGAGCUGUAGACUUUGCAUGCAUGUAGACAUCUCAUUGG
Molecule: messenger RNA, 1151 nt
Organism: Vanrija pseudolonga
Lineage: Eukaryota; Fungi; Basidiomycota; Tremellomycetes; Trichosporonales; Trichosporonaceae
Gene: spj1
Product: DnaJ-related protein spj1
Exons: 9
Coding region: 22-1122 (366 amino acids)
Biological process (GO): protein refolding; response to heat
Cellular component (GO): cytoplasm
Molecular function (GO): Hsp70 protein binding; ATP binding
Source: RefSeq, a predicted model, not a curated record